UGGCGAGCUAAUGAAGCUGCAGUGGCAUCAUGCACACAACAAAAGAAAAUUGAAGAACUAGAAGCACAACUUCAGGAAGCUGAAGACAUUGUAAAAGACCUCAGGGAAGAGUUGAGAGCAGUUGAAGUAGACCUUGAGAGGUUCCCAAGAAGCAAACAAGUAAAGCAUCAUGUACAAGUAAACAAUGCAUCAAUUCCUAAACCCCCUGUUACCGAAGUACAACCCAAUUCAAAAAGUCAGAGACUUUAUAAUUCUUUAUUUCCAUUAAAGAAAUCUUUAAUCAGCAACAUGGAUUUACCUUCUAUAAUCGUGAGAAGCAAAGAAACCGAAUUGUAUAUAAACGGGUGUACUCAAAGAAUCCGAGCAUGCGAACGGACCCCACCAGAAAUAGAUGACACAAAGCCCGAGUCAAUUGUCAAAGAGGAUGAAGUAGUUGAUAAAUUACAUAUAACACCCUCUGUGGAGGAGAAAGAAGUAGUAAAGGAGAUGGAUCUAACGGCUGGUAAUUCAUGAUUGACUUCUCCAACUUCAGUCAAACUUUUAGAGGAAAACUCUGACAAAGAUUUAGUAAGAACGUGUAAUGGUGAAAGCAGAAUUAUAGAGAAAGAUGG
Lactuca sativa (garden lettuce) is the source of this 611-nucleotide messenger RNA. NCBI's taxonomy places the organism in Eukaryota, Viridiplantae, Streptophyta, Magnoliopsida, Asterales, Asteraceae. The record is from RefSeq and is a predicted model, not a curated record.